CUUUGGCCGGCUGUGGGGAAAGCAGACCCUUGGGGAUCCCUGGUGAAGGAGGAGUCAGGCCAGCAGCAGGCCCACCCACCAGCGGCAGCCGAGUUAUUGAGGGACAAUGAACUGGAGCGUCUUCGAGGGACUGCUGAGCGGUGUCAACAAGUAUUCUACAGCUUUCGGCCGCAUCUGGCUGUCCCUGGUCUUCAUCUUCCGCGUGCUGGUCUACCUGGUGACCGCAGAGAAGGUGUGGAGCGAUGACCACAAGGACUUCGACUGCAACACGCGCCAGCCAGGCUGUUCCAACGUCUGCUACGAUCAAUUCUUCCCUGUCUCCCAUGUCCGCCUGUGGGCCCUGCAGCUCAUUCUGGUCACAUGCCCCUCGCUGCUCGUAAUCAUGCAUGUGGCCUACCGGGAGACCCGGGAGCGGAGACACCGGGAGAAGGUGGGCGAAGGCUGCAGUCGCCUCUACCCGAACCCAGGCAAGAAGCGCGGAGGCCUCUGGUGGACCUAUGUCUGCAGCUUGGUCUUCAAGGCCGGCGUGGACUCAGCAUUCCUCUACGUGUUCUACCGUCUCUACCGCAACUACAUGCUCCCACACGUGGUCCUUUGCAGCGAGGACCCCUGCCCCCAUACCGUGGACUGCUUCAUCUCCAAGCCCACAGAGAAGAACAUUUUUACGCUCUUCAUGGUGUCUACUGCCAUUAUCUGCAUCUUGCUCAACUUGGUAGAAUUGGGCUACUUGAUCAGCAAGAGGUGCUGGGAGUGCCGGAGGGGCAGAAGAAGGGGUGCCAAGAAGGACCUGCUGACUGGGGGUGACCUCAUCUUCCUGGGCACAGACCCCAAGCCACCCCUUCUGCCCUUUUCUCCUGAUUCCCCCCGAGACCAGGUGAAGAAAACCAUGGUAUAAAGAGUUGCCUGGACAAGAAGGCCACAUGCACUGGUAGGCACCAUGCAGCACUGGGCACAGAAUUAAAAGGGCAGGGCACUGAAUGAAGA
Molecule: messenger RNA, 984 nt
Organism: Phascolarctos cinereus (koala)
Lineage: Eukaryota; Metazoa; Chordata; Mammalia; Diprotodontia; Phascolarctidae
Product: gap junction beta-5 protein
Biological process (GO): cell-cell signaling
Cellular component (GO): connexin complex
Molecular function (GO): gap junction channel activity
Source: RefSeq, a predicted model, not a curated record